Messenger RNA from Harpia harpyja (harpy eagle), 1626 nucleotides. RefSeq names its product ribosomal RNA processing 15 homolog (gene RRP15). Lineage: Eukaryota; Metazoa; Chordata; Aves; Accipitriformes; Accipitridae. Gene Ontology annotation, biological process: maturation of LSU-rRNA; maturation of 5.8S rRNA. The coding region runs from base 38 to 829 and encodes 263 amino acids. Gene Ontology annotation, cellular component: preribosome, large subunit precursor. The record is from RefSeq and is a predicted model, not a curated record. The transcript has 5 exons.
CGGGCCGGGAGACGAUACUGGGUGGACCGUGGGGAAGAUGGCGGCUGCCGUAGCGGGCCCACGUGGAUGCGGCGCUGCGGUGGGCGAGGAGGCGGACAGCGAUUCUGAGUUAAGCUCAGGACUUCCAGAAGACAGCUACUCUUCAGGAGGUGAAGCCCUGGAUGGUGAUGAUGAAGAUGAAACAGCAGCCCUUGGUGAUGUGGUUGAAAAGGCAACAAGCUCCAAAGCUGGCCCAGGUGCAGGCUGGGCAGAUGCCAUGGCAAAAGUGCUCAACAAAAAGAUUCCACAAAAUAAGUCCACCAUCUUGGCCAAGAAUAAAAAACUGGAGGAGGAGAGAGAAAAGGAAAAACAAGAAAGGCUGGAGAAGAGAAUGAAGCUUGAUAAAAAGCGGGAGUGGGAAAUGAUGUGCCGAGUGAAGCCAGAUGUUGUCAAAGACCGAGACAGAGAAAGAAAUCUUCAGAGAAUUGCCACGAGAGGUGUUGUACAAUUAUUUAAUGCUGUCAGGACACACCAAAAGACUGUUGAUGAGAAGGUGAAGAAAGCUGGGAGCUCUGACAGGCAGCGUGCUAAACUACUGUCAUCUGUGUCAAAGAAAGAUUUCAUCAGUGUUUUAAGAAACAUGGAGGGUGCUAAAGGAAAGAAGAAUCCUGCUGGAAAGGCCACAAAAAGUAAACAGGGUGAAGUGAAGUCCGAGGAGGGGCCAGAAUGGAAUAUACUGCGUGAUGACUUCAUGAUGGGAGCAUCUAUGAAAGACUGGGACAAGGAAAGCGAUGGAGAGGGCAAUACUGAACAAGGAGGUGGUCUGAAACAAGAAGAUGACAGUGACUGAAUGAAACUGAAAACCAUUCAAGAUAAUGUUUUAUCUUCUUAACUUUGUUUGGAUAAAAAGUCAGCAUUCUGUGAAUGUACAACACUUGGAGGAUAUCUUUUUUUUUUUUUUUUAAAGACUUGCACAACUUUGGAGUGUUUUCUCCUCCAUGUCAAACUUUUAUUAAAUAUAGCUUCAUUUGCUAUAUUGAAAUCCUGAAAUAUUUUCCAAAACAUGUAUAAUUUUCAACAUAUUUCCAAAACAUUUUGUACAGUCAAAAUAGUGGCACCUGCCCAAUGAAAGAAAGAUUUUGCCAAGGUCAUUAAAAGUUUAUACAUUAGUCAUGGCAAUUGAUGUAUUAAUGUGCCUGCAUUUCCAAAUCAGUGUUGCACUUUGAAAAGUUGUUAGCGAUUCGCAGUAGAAAUGGCUUACAAUAAACACAGAAAUGCCGUCACCUUGUAAAGUUAUCGGACUCCUAUAGAGUCUUUACUACUUUGGCCAGAAAAGGUUUUGUAGAUAAUAAAGAAAAGUAACCAUUAAUGUGAUAGUUCUGGUCUUGGAGGAUUAGUUUGAUUGGAGACAACUUUGGAAACAUAACUGUAAAAAGAGAGACUUGAUCCUACUGAUUGGCUUUUAUAUUUUUUUAUAUAUAUAUGUACAUAUGUAUUUUUUUCUGCAGUGCAAGUCUUAAAUUGUAUAAGUUAAGAUACUGGUAAGAGAGGAAAGGACAGUCAUUGCUAUUGUUUUUGUUGGGGGAGGGAGGGAGGGCUUUUCUAGCAAUACCACAUAAAAUUAUAUGCAGUGUUGCUUCAUUUGCA